Scomber japonicus (chub mackerel) is the source of this 1779-nucleotide messenger RNA. Its product is annotated as tensin-4-like. The record is from RefSeq and is a predicted model, not a curated record. The transcript is spliced from 13 exons. NCBI's taxonomy places the organism in Eukaryota, Metazoa, Chordata, Actinopteri, Scombriformes, Scombridae. The coding region runs from base 1 to 1779 and encodes 592 amino acids. Gene Ontology annotation, molecular function: protein binding.
AUGCCUGCAGCUAAAGGCAUGCCCCUCAUGAUGCCCAAUCACGUUCUGAGAGUGGGUCAAACUAUCCGCAUGGACCAGGCACAGGGGACGGUCAAUCAGCAUCCAGUCCGAACAGAAUCCAGCAGUAGCCAUGACGACAAUGAUCUCGACAUUUGCCUGGACAAUCUCAACCACCUCAUCCUGGAACUGGAUCCGACAUUUGAACCCAUCCCGGUCAACAAAAGUCCCCCAUGCAUCAGCCCUCCUACAGGUACAAUGAGUUCUAGCAGCUAUGAAGAUGUCCCCGACUGUGUGCUGAUCCCUAGAGGAUGUGCUCCUUGCUCCCCGGCCAAGGUGGUCCCAUCUUUCUCACCCAGUAUCCCCAUCCCCAGCGGUAUCAGCUGUAGUCCCCAUGGCUCGGUGAUCUUCUCCAGCUCCCCGUCAACCUCCCUUCCCCCGCUGCCUUUUGGAAGCGCACCCCGACGAAAUCCCUCACCGAGGAAUGACACACAGUGCUCCCAGGGAUCCCUGCGACUGUCACACUCAAACAGAAACAGUGCCGUCUCGCUCCUCUCCACAUCCACAUGCUCAGAUACCAGCUACAUCCUCGGCAGCAACCUGUCCUUGACCAGUGAAGAUGCUGAUUCUCCAGAGUCCAUCCACGCUCUCACAUCUGGUUCCUUCAGUGACGUGUCCAGAUCGAGGCUCUCUGAUGCCCAGCACAGUCCAGACAAACCCCCUCUGACAAAGCGAGGACAUUUACCGGAUCUUCACAGCAAAGGAGCUCACAGCAGCCCUGCUUCACUCUGUGGCUCUUUGACCGAUAUCCCUGUACUGCUAGUCAAUGGUGCACCACAGUUGGACUUUCAGAUCAGCCCUCCUGCACUAGAUACACACACCACACAGACCAACUCAAAGCCAUGUUCACCCCACAGUUUCCAAGGACGUUUUCAUGCCAGCCAGACCUCAAUGAAAUUCGUCAUGGACACUUCAAAAUAUUGGUUCCGUCCACAUAUCAGCAGAGCAGAAGCUGAUGCUCUGGUGAAGGACAAAGAACCAGGAACAUUUGUGGUGAGAGACAGCACCUCCUACAAAGGCAGUUUUGGUCUGGCCAUGAAAGUGGAGCAAGCGCCUGCCAUUUCCUCUCCAACUGCCUACCCAGGAGAAAGCAGUUCUGAUCUUGUCAGGCACUUCCUCAUUGAAUCAUCAGCUAAGGGUGUACGCAUCAAAGGCACUUCUCAAGAACCAUAUUUCGGCAGUCUCUCUGCUCUUGUCUACCAGCACACUAUUUCUGCUUAUGCGUUACCCUGCAAAUUACUGCUCCACUUCCAAGAGCUGGGCACAGGAGAACAGAGGACACCUGAUAAACCAGCACCGGAAGACAAGACUAAAACAGCCUCCAACUUCAUCUACUUGAACGCCGUCCCCACUGAGAUGCUCACAGGACCUUGUGCAGUGCAGAAGGCGGUGUCCUCAACUCUAGAGAAGGCCUCGGGUUCCUUUACACCCACCAUAGUUAACCUCAAGGUCUCUAUGAAGGGCGUUACUUUGACAGAUAUCAACAGGAAGCUCUUCUUCAGACGCCACUACCCUGCUCACCUGCUUAGCUACAGCGGGGAAGAUCCGGAGAAUCGACUGUGGCUCCGAGGUUCGAGUUUUGGUGCAAGGAUGUUUGGUUUGGUGGCAAAAGGCAUCGAAGCUGGCGCAGAGAAUAUGUGUCACGUCUUUGCAGAAUAUGACCCCUUGCAGCCCUGCAACAAAAUUGUUGAGGUUAUUAAGGAAGCCAUAGCCAAGCUGUAG